Carcharodon carcharias (great white shark) is the source of this 693-nucleotide messenger RNA. RefSeq names its product clarin-3. The record is from RefSeq and is a predicted model, not a curated record. The coding region runs from base 1 to 693 and encodes 230 amino acids. NCBI's taxonomy places the organism in Eukaryota, Metazoa, Chordata, Chondrichthyes, Lamniformes, Lamnidae. The transcript is spliced from 3 exons.
AUGCCGUCUCUAAGGAAAAAGUUAAUGUUUGCGGCAGGAUUUUCUGUCAGUCUUGGGACUUGUAUGUUAAUAUCUGCAAUAAUGGCAACAGAUUCAUGGGUUGACACCAUAAUAAACUGUGAGAAUGAAAGUGGUGAUGCAGUUGGAGAACUGAAACUCAAGUACGGCUUGUUUGAUGGUUUACGUGAAAAAUCUGGUUGUCCGAUCCUCGUAGAUGACGGGACUGUCAAAGUUUUGGAAUGUUUGGAAAAUGCAGGCACUGCAAGAGUUAUCCACAUCCUAGUUAUCCUGUUCCUCGUUUUUGGACUGCUGUUUACACUACUAAGUGCCAUAGUCGCCCUAUACAAUAGCAUAAGUAAUCCUUAUGAGAACAUCUGUGGGCCUAUCAGUAUUUACACAUGUAGCUCCAUAAGCUGUGUUUCAACAUUUCUGGCAAUGGUUCUGUUUGCAGUGAACACAACAGUGAACAAUUUAUCCACAGAAUUGGUAAAAAAUUCAAUUAAAGGGAGCUUGGUUACAUUCAAGCUUAAGACUAAUAUUUAUGAGUAUUCAUUUUGGCUUAUCCUGCUGUCUCUGGCCCUUAAUAUUGCCACAAUUGCAAUUGUCUAUGUGUAUCAACAUGAAAAUCAUACCAGAGAAAGAGAACAGAAAAGGCCAACGGAAAACGUACCCAAAGAUGUUUUGAUGUAUUAG